Paramecium primaurelia is the source of this 1382-nucleotide messenger RNA. The record is from the annotation of a GenBank genome assembly. Lineage: Eukaryota; Ciliophora; Oligohymenophorea; Peniculida; Parameciidae.
AUGAAAAUAAAUAGAAGGCAUUUAUUAUUUUUGAAGGAAGAUGAUUUCAUUAUUUUAAAAAGCAAUGAAGCUACAAAAUGCUCGAAAAUAAAUUUACAUAAAUAUGAAGCUUUGAAAAGUAUGACAGUAUAAUGAGGUAGGUAAUCUAAAUAAUUUGGUGGGAAUUCCUUAUUUGAAGGAAAUAAAAGUUUAAGAGUUGCCAAAAAUGAUAGUUAAAGCAACUAAGAUUAUUAGCAUUAAAUAAAACAACUUGAAGAAGUUUACAAAAAUGUUAAAGAGUUCUUUAUCAGUAAAUACAUGAUUCAGAUGUAUAAUUCGCAAUAGCAAAAAAAUCUAAUGGGGUUAAUAAAUGAAAUUAAAAAAGAAGUAAGUUAUAAUAAAAAAAAUAAAAAAAAGGUGAAAAAACCUAAAUAAUUUUUAGAACUACACUCCAGAGGAGGUAUUAGACUUGGAAAUAAUUGAUUACUAUCAAAUUGCUUUUGAAGUGUGGAAUAAUUUGAUUCUUUUAUAAAAGUAAAUCAUUUAAGAAUUAGAUGGACUAUACAAAAAACUUUAAACAAUAUUUGAAACUGAUGCUAUUCUACCAAAUUAAAAAACAUUUUAAUUUAAAAGGAAAGAAUAAUCUAUGUUGUUUUUGAUGCAUUAAAAUUAUUCAAUCUAACAGAUUAUGACCUUUAUUGCGAGUUUAUCUAUUAUUACAUUUGAAAUAACUCGAAUACACGAAAAUUAGAAAAAUCUAUGGAUAUUGAUCGUUUUCUGCAUGAUUUAUUAGAGUAAUCAAAUGGCAAGAACAAUGUGUAAAAAUUUAAUGACUAAGUUUAAUAAAAGUAGCUAGGAUUUUUCAAAAAAAUGAAAAAAAAGAAAAACAAUAACUAAAUGAAUUUUUAAUGAUGAUGAUUAAUAUGGGGCUUAUAAAAAAGAUAUUAAAAGCUUUUCACUUGUCUUACAACAAGUAUAAAAGUUCUUUAUCGCCGCUGAUUUAUAUCAAGUCUUAAAGUGUUAGUUGAAUUUAAAGAUUUUGAAUACUAUGAUAGAAAUGUUAUCAAAAGAAAAUAAUAAACUGUUUAAAGUUUCUGUCAAAUGUAUAUGAAAAUAUUUAGAGAAUUAUAACAAAUUUGGGAAUUUAUCACCUUUUGAAAAAAAAAAUUAGAUACUUUUUAAGUGAUUAUUAAUUAAAUUACUCAUUUGAUCAAGACCAUUAAAGAACACGAUAUUAAUUCUGUUAAUUAUUCGACUAAUAUCUAUACGGAAACAUGAUAAUAAUUCUUUUAUAAAAUAUCAUAAGAGGAUAUGGUUUAAUUUUUGAAAUUCUUAAUUCAUCUCACUAAGACAGAUAAUCAUUUUAUAAUAAGUGGAUCUAAUGCAUUAAAUAUAUUGAUUGA